GGAACGCAACGCGACUCGAAACAUGGCGCGUGAUGGGCGGAACUGCGCCUGCUGCUGCGGCGGUCGCUGCUGAUAUGCGAACCGUCGACUAGUGCACAAUAGCAGACGAGGAUGUCCCUUCGUCGUCAGACCGUUCGCCGCAGUGUUGUUCGGCUUCAUCGCAGUCCGUCGCACUGCCCGUGCGGUAAGCCUCUGGACUGAACAUCGCCUCCACGACCGAAGACCGACAGAAGAACUCUCGUUGAAAGUGAGAGGGGCAGUGCUCACACCACAUUCGCUACCGGAGUCUGCGCGACUCUUUUCAAUCUCACCUGACAGACGUUCGAGAACCACAGAGGCAACUUUGCCAGAGACUACAACACAUGCCACCAUGUUGGACGAGAACCUGCCCGUCUACUUCCUGAAGCCUGCCGCAGACGGCAUCAAGCACCACCGCGAUGUCUACCACAGUCACCAUGGCUCGACGCCCGCUCCCUCAUACGCCCUCCACAACACCGACCCUGCGAGUACGAGUCCCGCCCACAAGAACUGCUAUGCCGUUGCCCUUUUCGACGCCUACAACCCUGACAUCUUAUUCGGAGAAGUCCUCGCCCGGCCAGAUUGGACACAACCCACGCUGAACCAGGAAGAGAUCCGCCGAAAUGGAGGCGUUCCUCCGCCUCCUCAACCCGUCCUCCCUCACGACUUCGCCGUUCAACUCUACAACCCCGACCAGCAGGUGCGAGUAGACAUCAAGGAGGGCAAAUGGGGAGCUUCCGACUCGUACGAAUUCAGUCUCCCUCUCAUCGCUUUCCGAACCCCUAGCGCUAGCUACCUCGAUCGUGGACAAUCCGACCCAGCGAGUCUAUCCAUCACUCCCAAAAUCAAUUUCGUCUGGCGCAAAGAGAGCAAAUUGAGUCGAGAUCUGAUAUGCUACAUGACGGGUAAGAGCACGGAUAUCGAGGUCAAGAAGAAGAGCAAAAAGGAUCCGGACAUUGCUGUCGCAUUGUGGAGGAGUAUGCGAGAGUUGACAAUCUACGAAUCGAACAUGGAUCGCCUGGAAUUGGAAGAUCCGAAAGGGAUGGAGAUCACGUUGUUGCUGAGUGCCGUUGUGAUCAAGGACCUGUACUUUGCAUCCAAGGACGGAUUACGAGAAGUCUUCAAUGUCUCGCAGGCGCCGAAUGAGAGGAAGUUGAGUGGUGGUGGAAGGAAAUUGUCGAACCCGAACAAUCGAAUGAUGCAUCCUCCUGUGAGCAUUGUCGGCGCUCCUGCUCUUUCGCAUCAUCCUCCUUCAGCAGUCUAUGGGGCAGGACUUCCCCCUGGGAGAGCCGCACAGUCGACGACCGCUCUACCGAAACUGAACACGGCGAUGCAAAAGGUUGCUCCAUAUUCUGCUGCUUUGCCGCCGGAGAAACCGCCUCUUAACAACAUCAACAACCGGCCUCCUUUCCAUACCGCUGCUGCUACAUCCACAGCCGCUCUUCCGACAACCACAUCCUCAUCACCCAAACCCCCUCCACCUCAUGCCGACCCUCGCUCUCAAUGGGAGAUCGAAGCCGAAACCGCCCGUCUCAAAGCCCAAGCCGAAGCCGAAGCGAAACUCGAACGUCGCAAACAGAAAGAGAAAGCCAAAGCCGACGAAGCCGAGCGGAAGCGACUUCAACGCAUGGUCGAAGAAGAAGAGAAAACUCGCAGGAGAAAGGAAUUGGAAGUGGAAAAAGAAACCGAACGUUUAAGAAAACUAUAUGGCGUGCAGCAACCUCAACCUCAACAAGCGAACAUCGCGAGACCGCAUACUACGACCGGUCAUCGCCCAUCUCCGCCACAGCAACCUCCGAGGAGGAGUUUUGGAAGUAAUGGACUGCCUUCAAUACCGCAAGGACGACCUGCGGCGUCUCAUGUUUCUUCCAGGCCUCCUCCUCUGGCGCCUUCUUCGAGACCCGGAAUGUAUUUGCAACCUGGCGCAGGUGGUAGCGCCAUGAUGAGUGGAGGAAAUCCUUCGGCUAGCAUGUUGAACGUUUCAGGUGGACAGCAGCCGAAAAAGAAGAAAAGCUCGUUCUUUGGGCUGAGAUCGGGAAGUGAUGAGGGAGGAAAGUUGACGAAGAAGGGGAGUACGAUGUGGUGAUGAUGCUUCUGUGCCCACAGUAUGGCUUUCUUCUCGCGGGUUUUUAGCGAUGGCGUUUUGCGGUUGUGUGCCUGCUUACGGGUUGUCUUCAUCUACUGCUUGCAUGGAUCAGAACGAGGAUAGAUGGAAGAUGUGAUGGGUCCAAGGGUCGGGAUGAAAUGGCAUGACGCGAGGGCAGUCGGUGUUCAGUGAAAAUCCGGCUACAUAUGUCUCGUGAGAGCACGAAAAAUGAGCUGGGAAAGGCAGACUCUGUCUAGAAAUUUAACGAAUGAAUGAUAAUGUUGAUGAAAGCAUAAAGCAACCACA
Molecule: messenger RNA, 2410 nt
Organism: Cercospora beticola
Lineage: Eukaryota; Fungi; Ascomycota; Dothideomycetes; Mycosphaerellales; Mycosphaerellaceae
Source: RefSeq, a predicted model, not a curated record